Molecule: messenger RNA, 279 nt
Organism: Microbotryum saponariae
Lineage: Eukaryota; Fungi; Basidiomycota; Microbotryomycetes; Microbotryales; Microbotryaceae
Source: the annotation of a GenBank genome assembly
AUGAGCCGGACGGGCGGCGCGUCGUCUCUUGGCUCCUCACCGCCCACGCCCCACACACGGCUCAGUUCGUCACAGGCACGUCCAUUACAGCCCGACAUCACACCUCAAACUGUCCAUCAAGACACAGACCAAGACCCACACCUGGAGAUGUCGCUGCUGCACGCGUUGAUCGCGCGUGACACGGUCGUCCUCGUCGAACACGACCAUGCACCCCACACCCCCAACAACUACGCACAGGGCAAGUCACACCAGAUGCAAGCGACCUUGCUUGAUCGCUGA